AUGAGAACUUCAACAGGCUCCCUCACUCAGGCUCAGAGGUUUGCUGUUGUGGGUGGCCUGAAGAGAGGGGCAGAGUCACCUGCCUGCUUCAAAGGACCAGUGUUUGAUAACCAGCUCAGCAUUAACGUCUUGGCAAGUUUCCAGUGGCAAGUGGAAGUUGUCUGGGCAUUGAAGGCGAUUUGCCUGGCCUGCCAUCCCAAAACAAAAGCUUUCAUCACUCAUGGUGGAGCUAAAGGCGUCUAUGAGGCCAUCCAUCAUGGGAUUCCCAUGGUGGGCAUUCCUUUGUUUGGGGAACAACGUGAUAACAUUGCUCACAUGGUGGCCAAAGGAGCAGCUGAUCAACUGGAUAUAAGAGCAAUAUCAAGGAAAGACUUGCUCAGAGCACUGGAAUCAGUCAUUCACAAACCUUUCUAUAAAAAGAACGCUAUGUGGUUAUCAACUAUUCACCAUGAUCAGCCUAUGAAGCCACUGGAUCCAGCUGUAUUCUGGAUUGAAUUUGUCAUGUGCCACAAAGGAGCCAAGCAUCUGAGGCCACUUUCCCACAACCUCGCCUGGUACCAGUACCACUCUCUGGAUGUCAUCAGAUUCCUACUGGCCUGUGUGGCCACUGUUACUUUCCUUCUCUUAAAUUGUUGCUUGCUUGUUUGCCAAAAGGUUUUUAAGAUGAGAAAGAAGAAAAAGAAGUAGAGCUUUCAAUAUUCCAGGGAAUGGACUAAGAGCAUACUAAG
Molecule: messenger RNA, 728 nt
Organism: Dipodomys spectabilis (banner-tailed kangaroo rat)
Lineage: Eukaryota; Metazoa; Chordata; Mammalia; Rodentia; Heteromyidae
Product: UDP-glucuronosyltransferase 2B17-like
Exons: 3
Coding region: 1-687 (228 amino acids)
Molecular function (GO): UDP-glycosyltransferase activity
Source: RefSeq, a predicted model, not a curated record